Molecule: messenger RNA, 796 nt
Organism: Pimephales promelas (fathead minnow)
Lineage: Eukaryota; Metazoa; Chordata; Actinopteri; Cypriniformes; Leuciscidae
Source: RefSeq, a predicted model, not a curated record
ACAGGUGGCAAUAUACACUCUUUCGGUAUUGCAGUACACCACAGCUGCACUGAGGACACACCAACUUAGAGUGAUGGCUUCUUCCAGCAGUUCCCAGGCUGCAGAACAGUGCCUGUGUUCAAUAUGUCAGGAUUUCUUCACCGACCCAGCAACCAUUCCGUGUGGACACAACUUCUGCAUGGAUUGUAUCAGUAAACACUGGAACAGCAGUAUGGAGACUCGAUGCCCCCUUUGCAAAAAGUUAUUUCACUUGAGACCAGAUCUUGACAUCAACAGAGAGUUCAGAGAUCUCAUUGAACAAAUGAAAAGGGUAGAAAGCCCCGUCCGACCUGGAGGAAUACCAUGUGAUGCCUGCACAAAAAUAAAGAGAGGUGCUUUAAAGUCUUGCCUGCAUUGUGAAGGAUCUUUCUGUAAAACACACCUAGAGCCUCAUAACACCGUAGCAAAACUGAAGAAACACAAACUUAUCAACCCAGUGGAGAAUCUGGAGGAUUAUAUUUGCCCAAAGCAUGAGAGUCCCCUGGAGCUGUUCUGCAGAGAUGAUCAGAUGUGUGUGUGCAUGUCAUGUACAAUAAAAGACCACAAAACCCACAACACUGUUACUGUGGAGGAAGAGAGUGAAGAACGGAAGGCUCAGUUUGGGAGAAGGCAGGCUGAGGUUCAUUUGAUGAUUCAGAACAGAAUGAAGAAAAUUGAAGAUAUCAAAUGUUUGGUACAGCUCAGCAAGGUAAUUCUUGUUGCAGAUUCAUUAAAAGUGUUAAUGUGGUCGAAACACAACAGUGAUUUAUCUAUUUAA